Caenorhabditis elegans is the source of this 1323-nucleotide messenger RNA. RefSeq names its product Homeobox protein mls-2 (gene mls-2). The record is from RefSeq and is marked reviewed. Gene Ontology annotation, cellular component: nucleus. Lineage: Eukaryota; Metazoa; Nematoda; Chromadorea; Rhabditida; Rhabditidae. The coding region runs from base 29 to 1054 and encodes 341 amino acids. Gene Ontology annotation, biological process: regulation of DNA-templated transcription. Gene Ontology annotation, molecular function: DNA binding; DNA-binding transcription factor activity, RNA polymerase II-specific. The transcript is spliced from 6 exons.
CCCUCAGUUGACUCUAUUUUUCUCAAACAUGCCGACUUCAGUUAUGAAUCUCCCUAUUGAUAUGACGACAAUGAGCUCGCAAGAACGUCUCGAAAAAAUGUCACAACUUCCAAAGAUUGAACUGAUGGAGGAAGAAGAGGAAGAAGAGAUGAAGCCAAGUUCAGAUAAUAAGAUUAAAUUCAAUAUUUCUGAGUUGCUGGAAGAUGACAGAAAACCAACUACACAAAGUUCCCCGUCGGCAUCUUCAGAGGAUAGCACCAAUGAAAUUGAGCAAACGGCGUUUAAUUUCAAUUUUGAUCCAAAAAUGAAUCCGAUUUCUGCCCUCCUGCAACUUCAGCAAACUUUCUUGAACGUCGGCAAUCAACAAAACAUGAUCUCACCACUUACCAUGUUCCCAUUCUUUGGACUUCCGACUGCUCAACUAAUGCACUUCAAAAACAUGAGCAACCCAGAUGUUAAUAUUCAAUCAGACAAUGGAGAAGAGAAGGAUGAAAAAUCGGAGGGAAAAGAUGGGGAGACCAGGGAUUCCACUGGUGGCAGCCCGCUGGAGUCUGACGCAGAAGAUGACGAUGAUAUUGGCCGUGGAAGCGAUGAUGAAGCCAACUCUAGCGAUCCAUCACAAAAUAGAAAGAAGAAAACCAGAACCGUCUUCAGCAGGAGUCAGGUGUCCCAAUUGGAAAUGAUGUUCGAAUGCAAAAGAUAUUUGAGCAGUCAAGAGAGAUCAAAUUUAGCACAGAAGCUGCACUUGACGGAGACCCAAGUGAAAAUUUGGUUCCAAAAUCGACGAAACAAGUUCAAGAGACAAGCUCAGACUGAUGACACGAACAUUUCCCUGCAGAUGCAUAGAGCUAAUGUGUUUUCGAUUCCAGCAACCACAGCUCUUACAUCUCCAAUCCUUACGAUCCCAACGACCAGUGCUGGUGUGAACAUGAGAAAUAUGAUUUCAUCUCCAAUGGAUGCUUCUGCAACUGCCGCCGCGCGGUUUCUUUUCGGUUUUGGUACACUUCAGGCACAGCAAAACUUGAAUGCGUCGGCUCAAGCGCAGAACAUGUGAACACCUUAUUACUAAUUUAGACUCACCCCCUGUGCAAUUCAACUCAACCUCAACACAUUUUUCAUCUCAUCACUGACUCUAUCUCUUCACACUUGAUUUUUGAUUCAUCGCCCUUCGUAUAUAUUUUAUUUUUCAUACCCUAUAUGUUUAUUAUGUGUCAUUCUGUGUAUUUUAUAAACUAUCUUCGAGCACAUGAUAAUUCAGUUCAUCAAUCCUUUCUCUUUCACUAAAUAAUUAUUUAUUGAGUAAUAAAUUUACAUUAUGAAUAC